Molecule: messenger RNA, 477 nt
Organism: Funneliformis geosporum
Lineage: Eukaryota; Fungi; Glomeromycota; Glomeromycetes; Glomerales; Glomeraceae
Source: the annotation of a GenBank genome assembly
AUGACAUCAAAUUUCACUUUGGAAGAAUUAGCAAAAUUGUCGAUCUUUGCAACAGAAAGUUUCAAUGACUAUAAAUAUCAAAAUGCUACAUCUUUUAAUGAUACCAAUAAUGAAAAAUUCAUUCACAAUAAAUUUCCUUGCGAACCUCUGAAAUUUUGCCACACGUGCAAUGAAACUAAUGAUCAUGUCAGGCUAAUCUCUAGUAAAGUUAAUAGAAUUAAAGAAAUAGUUGAUAAAUUUUAUAUUAAAAAAAGAACUGAAAAUUUCUCAUUAUAUAACACGCAAUUCACACUAAGUAAUAUUCCUUGUGAAUUAGAAUACGACUUGUCAAAUUUUACAAAUGAAGAAUUACAAAAGUUGGUAAAUUUUACAACUAAAAAUUUCAACGAUGAAGAAUAUCAAACUACCACAUCUCUUAAUAAAUGCGGAAAUGAAAAUUUGCCUCUCAAUAAUCCUUGCGAAUCAGAAUAUGUUUGA